Molecule: messenger RNA, 3546 nt
Organism: Pseudomyrmex gracilis
Lineage: Eukaryota; Metazoa; Arthropoda; Insecta; Hymenoptera; Formicidae
Product: protein PFC0760c-like
Exons: 9
Coding region: 152-2293 (713 amino acids)
Source: RefSeq, a predicted model, not a curated record
AGUUGUGUUGUGUGCGUACAGUGUGACUUGGCACAUGUUCGGUAAAAUAUAUACUUUGCGUAGCGACUUGUCUAUUCCCGUAUUUUGUUAUUCCAAAUUCGUGGAAUUAUAUUUGUAACAGAUUACUGCGCAUAGAAAUUGCGAAAAAAAAAUGGAUGACGUGAAUAUCAACGAAAUAUAUUUGGAAGAAGUUGAGGUAGAAGUGAAUGCUGACGGAGACAAGUGGAUUCGACUGAAUUGGAAAGAAAAGACAAGCGAUAAUGACAAAGGAUCUCAGUCGACAGAAGAGGAAUCCAAUACCGAGACCGUGGUAGAGGAGACAAAAGAUAAUGACAUUAAAAAGCCGAGCACAGAAACGGAGGAUGACGGUAUAUCUGUCAUCUCGGAAAGUGACGAGGAUAACAAAAACGAAAAUGCUCUUCAAAUUUGUUCUCCAUCUAACAGCAGAACAUCUCAAGUUUUGCAAAUACUGAAAUAUAAAUCAAAUAAUACUAAGACCAAUGUUAGAAAUAUUAUAACAGCGUUUGCAGUUGGAAUUCUUUGUGGUUAUGCACUUAGCUAUAUUGUUAGUGUGCCAAUAGUUGGAAAUGAUUAUGCAGAUGCAAUUGUAACAUGUAAAAACGCAAGUGGUGACAAUCUUAGCAAGAAUGUAGAAGAAGUAAAGACCACAUUGGACAAAAUCGAAGCGCGAAUAUUAAAUAACGAAAAAUUAUUGACACAGCUGUCUCAGCUUAACAAUUUCUCCAAUCAAACAAAUAAGAAGUUUGCAGAACUGUCCAGUACUGCAGAAUAUUUCAAUGAGUCACAUCCAUUGGAUGAUUUCCAUAUAUUUAUGAACAUAUUAUCAUCGUUGACAAUUAUACAUGACAAUAAUAAUUCUUUGAAAAACGAAAUGAAUGAAACGUUGAACAUUAUAAACAAUGUAAAGACUUUUUAUGAAACACUGGUAUUAUUUGAUAACGAUACACAAAAUAUGGGUAAUUCUACUGUUUUGAAAGUUUUACAAGACGAUCGUGAUAACAUAGCCACUAAGUCCAAGUCGUUCCUGUCCAACAUAAAAAAAACAAUAAAUAAGAUAAUGUCACAUAUCCAUAAAAAAUACAUCAAGAUAAGAAACAAAUUGAACAAAAGAGUGUGCUAUCUAAAAAAUCAGUAUCCCAAUGAUAAAGGUUUAAAAUUGACUGAGAAUAAUCAGCUUUUUGAUGAUAAAUACUGUUUUCCAAAAACAUCGCGAAAGUUGAAUGAUGAAAUAAAUACCAAAGAUGAUAAAAAAUAUAAACAAAACAAUAAGAGAAAAGAACAUUACGAUCAACAGGAUAAUUCUUUCAAAAAGAAGUUGUUACAAGAUUUAGACAAUUCUGCUACUCCGAAGAUUGACGAAACUAUUACAGAUAAGAUAGACCGCAAGUCCCAAAUAUUUUGUUCGCACUCGCAGUCAGCCAAUUGUCCCGAUUAUAAUGAUAAUAUAGAUAAUAUAGAUACAGCCAAUUGUCCCGAUUAUAAUGAUAAUAUAGAUAAUAUAGAUACAGCUAACAGUGCAUCAAAAAAUCACAAAACUGAGAGUUUUUUCGUUAUCAAAAACAAAUAUGAUACAAGUACAAAACCCGUGAAGCAUAGAAAUUCAAAGGAUCAGUUUGCAGAAGAGAGAAGCAGACCAAUGGAAAAAGAUAAUUUCAAGAGGGAUGAUUUUACUAAAAAUGUCUUAAAUCACAAUAAUGCAAGUACUGAAAGAAGAGAUAUACCUCCUCAAAAGAAGGUGGAAAACCAUGAACCAAGAUCUCAAGAAGAUAAGGAAUCACAGUCUUCUCCUGAAUAUAAAUGGGAGUUCUUAAAUCGAGUAAAGUUACGUUUCGACAGAGGAUGCCGACAGUGGAAGCUUGUAAGGCAUCUUUAUACGGAUUAUGAACGUUGCAAUGAUUUAAUAACCUCUAUUAAAAAAGUAGACAAAUCAAAUAUAUAUUCGCAACACGAUUCCACUGUGUGGUUCUUCAAUGGAUUCCGUUACCAGCUGUCUUGGCUAACAUACAAAUGCGGAAUACAGAGGUCUGGAAGGCAUGGUGAACAUUUGACCGCAGAUGUAGUAUUUUUUGAUAUCGAGAAGGAAACUUGCCUUCACAUGGCUGAGUCCAUAUUGAAGAAAGAAAGUAUAAAAACGUAUUCUAACGAUUUCUAUUCUAAUUUACUUUCGAUGACUCUGAAUUCCGAUUCUGAUGAAAAGUACUGCAUACAAUGGGACUAUAUAUCACAGGACAACACAAACGAAGCAUGUGGACUUUAUAUGUUUAAGCCAUAAAUUCUACUAUAAAACUCAAGUUUUUGUAAAUAAUGAUUUAUGAUUCGUGCGAAAUUUGUAAGUUGUAAAACGGGAAGAUUUGUCGAUUCGCGCAUAUCGCAAAUCUCCGCGCUUUCCGUCGUACUAUUCGCGAAUUCCAUAAUAAUAAUUGCUGUCACCCAAAAUACAGACACAGUCUGGCAUCAGAGAUCGGCGCCUUUGCCACGGAUUUUAAAGUAUUUCUCUCUCUCUCUCUUAAAUAUCCAAGUACGUAUCUUAAUAUUUUCGCACCGUUUAGAUGUUUAUUUAUAUUUUGACAUUAUUUGCUGUUGCGAUGUGAAAACAUCUUAUUCAGAUUUGUGACGAUAUUGUAAAUAUUUAAAAAAUAUUGUAAUAAUUUGAAGAUUUGUAAGAGAACAAUAUCACACAAGUCAGUUUGACAUACCACCGUGGUAUAAGAGAUCGGUUUUUUGCAGCUUGUGAAACAUAAAGUUAGAUAAUGCUUUAAUAAUUUUACGUUUAUAUUGUAAUUUGUAGUAUAACUUAUGCAUAGUAUACUAGAGAGACGUAAAAAGGAAAACUUACGUCUAUUUUUAUUGAAAAGUAUUAUUUAACAACUAAACUUUCUUAGUUAUUUAUUAAAUCGAAUCUCAAUAAUUGUAUUAUUGAUAAAUGUUGUGUACGUAUGUGUAGAAUAUCGUAUUAUAAAAUUUGUACAUCAAAGAUGUAAAAUUUCAUAUACUACUAAUCUGUAAUUCGGAGUUAAGUUUAGAGAAUCUCUAUUAGAAAAUAAGUUCACACAAAAUACCUCAAUUUAUACUAAAGAAGUUUUUAUCGUGACAAUGAAACUACGUGUUAAAUGGUUGUCAAUAAUAAAAACAAAAACAUUAUUAGCAAUUUCACUUUUUUUUUUCUGCAAUUUCGACAAUUUGCUGUUCGCGCGCGAAGACGCGCGUUCGCGCUCCUUGUUCUCUUUCGGAAAUGCGAGAGAAAAUCUAUGUACAAAAGAUACAACAAAGUGAAUAAAAUAUACAUUUUUACAACAAAGCGAUUGUAAUUCAAGAGAAUGAAGAAAAUAAAGUUUUUGUUUUGGCGCACGUGUACUCGCUUUUCGGAGAAAGAACAAAAAAAAUAGGAGAAUAACAAACAUGUACAACACACACCAUACACAAAUCUCAACGUUGUUAUUUCGUUUGAAGAUCUAAGACGCAUUGAAACGACUCGAACUGUGUUCGAGCUAUGUAAAUAAAUAAAUAAAGGAGGCAAAAGAAUUA